This is a messenger RNA of Erpetoichthys calabaricus (reedfish), 495 nucleotides long. RefSeq names its product histone H3-like. Gene Ontology annotation, cellular component: nucleosome. The coding region runs from base 50 to 460 and encodes 136 amino acids. The transcript has a single exon. Gene Ontology annotation, molecular function: protein heterodimerization activity; structural constituent of chromatin; DNA binding. The record is from RefSeq and is a predicted model, not a curated record. NCBI's taxonomy places the organism in Eukaryota, Metazoa, Chordata, Cladistia, Polypteriformes, Polypteridae.
UUUAUACACUUAGUUUACUAUAGUGUUCACAUUGUGGUGAAUUGGCAAAAUGGCAAGAACAAAGCAAACGGCUCGCAAAUCUACCGGCGGCAAAGCCCCACGCAAACAGCUCGCCACUAAAGCCGCUCGUAAGAGCGCCCCUGCUACCGGAGGAGUGAAGAAGCCUCACCGUUACAGGCCCGGCACAGUAGCUCUGCGAGAGAUCCGUCGUUACCAGAAAUCCACUGAGCUGCUUAUUCGCAAGCUGCCUUUUCAGCGACUGGUGAGGGAAAUCGCCCAGGAUUUCAAGACCGAUCUGCGUUUCCAGAGCUCCGCCGUCAUGGCUCUGCAGGAGUCCAGUGAGGCUUAUUUGGUAGGUCUGUUCGAAGACACCAACCUGUGCGCCAUCCACGCCAAGAGAGUGACAAUCAUGCCCAAGGAUAUCCAGCUGGCUCGCCGCAUUCGUGGAGAACGCGCUUAAAGACAAGGGAUUUUUUCGUGUACGUACCAAAAGGC